UCAGAAGUUCCAAUAGAACAAAUCAAUCAAAUCCAGUGAGGUUCUCCAAAUAAAUAGAAGUUUAGAUAGAAAGAUUGCAUUUUCUUGGAAAUUCAAGCUUGUGGAUCGGAUUUCUCCUCGAUCUCGUUUCUUUUUCUUUUUUCUUUUGAAUUUGAUUUUGCUUUUUUUUUUGUACAAGGUUACCAAGCUGCUCAGUUUCCUUACAGUAGAUAGAGAAAGUGUUUGUGAAAAGAUGAGAAAGAUGGAUAUAAGAUAGAAAUACUGAAACCUCAAGUGUCUCUGAUAUCACCUGAUGCUAUCCUGGGUACGAUCUGUCCCUGAAUGCACUUUAGGAUGGUAUUGGAUAAUCCUUCACUUCCAGAAGGUCAUGUAGCAAGCACCUUGGGUAUAUUAAACCCAAAACAAAGAAUGUACUUAGGACGAUUGUCAAAGGAAACAAGGCGAUCAAGCUUAGGAUUGAAGAAGGCGUGUGGACUGAACCUCAGGUAAAUGAAACCCAAGACCCAAACCCUAACUUAGAACGCUCCUUUGAUAAUCAGCUGGUCGAAUGGCACCACAAGAUAGGAUGGAGAUAUCUUGAUAAACCAGAUUUGAUUGUAAGGAUAUUACCCACCAAACAUGACUUAGAACUGAGUAGAAAUGAGUUUGGUUCAUCAAAAACCAUUAAGUGGAUCAGAUAUCUAUCCGAUGGACUCUUAUGGACGAAUGGGUCGAUAGUCAUGAAGUAUUGAUAAUCUUUCAAGUUAGCUCGUUCCAAGCUUGAUCUGGCUCGACCAAGUUCUUCUUCAUGACUUCUUGGACGAGUAAAGUGACCAUAGUUAAUCCAUUUGAGCUCAUGAACCUUUAGUUCCACUCCAAGCUUUCUUGAUUGAACUCUCGGAUCGCCCAUAUCGCCGUGCUUGCCGGUUGGACUGGCAUGAUCGAUGAUUGGAUCGCUUGUCUCAUCCGUGCCGAUGUUCAAUCCGUGUUGGAUGAUGGUCGAGCUGAUCAAGAUUGUAUCAGUUUUACAAAGCUUAAGAGAGAUACUUGUAAGUUUCUUUAUUCUUAGACUUUUUUCUAAGAAACCUUAAAGAGGAUAAUCUAAUUGAAAGAAAGUUUGGAAAAUAAACCUUAUGUUAUGGAAAAAUUAUAUAUUUUCUUAGUUCUUACAAUUUUAGAUUUAACUACAAAGUUUCGGUUUUUGAUACACGGUCCUAUUUAGUGAUGGAUCCACUUGUUGAUUUAUGGUAUCAGUUGACACCACAAAUAAUAACAAAAACUUAAUUUGUAAGCUAAUUUUGUUGAUCAUUUGUGGUGUACUGGUUAGAUAGUGUGGGAAUGCAUCCACGGAAUGGGGGUUCGAAUCUCCUCAACAACACCUUAAAAGCCUAAUUUUUUUUUUUUGGGUCCGCCACGGGUCUGCCACUGGUCCGCCACUGGUCCUAUUAGGGGGGAAGUUGUGUGUUGGGAGUACAAAUACUCAAUCUUAUUUCACGAUGAUGACCCCCCAAAAAAAAAAACUCCUAAGUGCCCAUUAAAAUGCAUAUGUUUUUCAAUCAGACCCGUUGCUACUAUGCACGAACUUUCAUCCUAGGGUCCGCGGAACCCAGAAUUGACAUCGAGUUAAUUAUGCUUGGUUUGACACAAAACUAUCCGACUAAUAAUCAACGGUUGACGAUUACGGUCCAAAAAGGGUACAAGGAAUUCAAAAAGACACGUUUUGUCUGAAAAAUUAAAUGUUUAAUUUAUUCCGUCAAGCAGAUGUUUUUUCCUACUUUUUAAACUUUCAUACAUACAUGCAUACGUAUUAAACCAAACACCAACCAGCUUAUAAAUACCAUUAACCUAGAGAAAACGUGAAGAAGAUCCUCUCUCCAUUAAAACUUUCUUCCUUCAUUUGCCCAAAAAUCUAAAGAUUACCUGAAUUUUAAUUACCAAAAUAUAAACCAAUCUUCAAGCACAUAAAAACAUGUCCGAUCACCAGAAAAUUCAUCCGGUGAGCGACCCGGAAGCUCCACCUCCGGCACAUCCAACGGCUCCUCUAGUCCCACGUGGCUCCUCAAGAUCGGAACACGGUGACCCGACCAAAGAAUCUGUGACGCAACCACCACUGUUGGAUACUCCUCCGAGGAAGAAGAGAGGAAGCUGUUGCUGUAGGUGCGUGUGUUACACGCUCCUAGUUAUUUUCCUCCUUAUUGUCAUCGUUGGAGCGGCCGUUGGUAUUCUCUACCUUGUCUUUAGACCGAAGUUACCGGAUUACAAUAUCGACCGGUUACAGCUCACCCGGUUUACACUUAACCAAGAUUCCAGUUUGUCCACUGCGUUUAACGUCACCAUUACCGCCAAGAAUCCCAACGAGAAAAUUGGAAUCUACUAUGAAGACGGAAGCAGAAUUAGCGUCUUGUACAUGCAAACCAGACUUAGCAAUGGGUCGUUGCCGAAAUUCUACCAAGGACAUGAGAAUACGACUAUUAUAUUCGUAGAAAUGACUGGUUAUACUCAGAAUGCAACCAGUUUAAUGGCGACACUGCAAGAGCAACAACAGUUAACCGGAAGUAUACCGUUGCGGAUUAGAGUUAUACAACCGGUUCGGAUCAAACUCGGGAAAUUAAAGCUGAUGGAAGUAAAGUUCAUGGUGAGGUGUGGUGUAUCCGUUGAUAGCUUGGCUGCUAACAAUGUGAUUAGUGUUAGAAGUAGUAACUGCAAAUUCAGGUUUAGACUAUAAUUUCAUUUUUUUUUCUAAAUUCAAAAUUAUUUAAUUACUGUGUUUAUUCAGCAAUUUGCAUUACAAUAUGGAGGGGUUGAGUUUCAAUUCGUAGUACCUCCCCCCACCCCAAAAGACGAUCAUCUCCUUUGCUUUUGUUUUUAAAAGAGAAUAAACAAUUUUGUUUCACACCUUGUAACCUUGUAAAUAAUUAAUAAAUAAUAUACACUUUUGUUUGUUGUUUGUUCA
Messenger RNA from Brassica rapa (field mustard), 2932 nucleotides. Its product is annotated as NDR1/HIN1-like protein 6. NCBI's taxonomy places the organism in Eukaryota, Viridiplantae, Streptophyta, Magnoliopsida, Brassicales, Brassicaceae. Gene Ontology annotation, cellular component: plasma membrane. The record is from RefSeq and is a predicted model, not a curated record. Gene Ontology annotation, biological process: defense response to other organism.